CCGACUUCCCUUAUCUACAUUGUUCUAUCAACUAGAGGCUGUUCACCUUGGAGACCUGCUGCGGUUAUGAGUACGACCUGGCGUGAAAACUAUUCCUUCCCGCGGAUUUUCAAGGGUCGUCGGGGGCGCACCGGACCCUGCAAAGGUGCAGGGCUCUGCCAGCCAUGGAACCCUAGCUCCGGACAAACCGAUUUCAGGGACCCCGCCGACGUCUCCGCGUUCAGUUACGUUGCCGUGGAGAAUCCACAUCCAGGUGCCGGAAUGUUAACCGGCUUCCCUUUCGGCACACGGCGCACGAGGGCGCCUUUCAAACGGAACUUCCCUAUGCCUUAG
This is a messenger RNA of Aspergillus steynii IBT 23096, 333 nucleotides long. RefSeq lists its product as uncharacterized. The transcript has 2 exons. The record is from RefSeq and is a predicted model, not a curated record. The coding region runs from base 67 to 333 and encodes 88 amino acids. Lineage: Eukaryota; Fungi; Ascomycota; Eurotiomycetes; Eurotiales; Aspergillaceae.